Messenger RNA from Gastrolobium bilobum, 3330 nucleotides. Its product is annotated as pentatricopeptide repeat-containing protein At2g16880. Bases 5 to 2275 code for a protein of 756 amino acids. The record is from RefSeq and is a predicted model, not a curated record. The transcript has 2 exons. Lineage: Eukaryota; Viridiplantae; Streptophyta; Magnoliopsida; Fabales; Fabaceae. Gene Ontology annotation, molecular function: protein binding.
GUAAAUGAUGAACACAAGCAACAACGAAGUGGUUCUGAAUAGCAUAAUCUCAACCCUAAGGAGCAAUGAGAACCCAUUACAGAGACUGCAACCCUUGAUUCCCCACUUGACCCUACCACUCAUAAUCUCAAUCCUCUCCUCGAAGCACCUCCACGCUCACCCAACCACCCUCCUUUCCUUCUUCAAAUGGUUCCAAACCAACGCACCUUCCCCUCUCUCCUCCUCCCCAGAACCCCUUCUCACCCUCCUCCAUCCCCUCCUCUCGCGCCACAAGUUCUCCGACGCCAAGUCCCUCCUCCGUAACUUCAUCUCCUCCGAUCGCCGCCACGCCCUCCACUCCCUCCUCCUCCACCCCAAUCGAAGCCUGCCCACCAUCUCAAAAUCUCUUCUUGACACCUCCAUUGGUGCCUACGUCCAAGCCGGUCAACCCCACCUUGCUUUUCAGAUCUUCAAGAAGAUGAAGCGCCUCCAUUUACGACCCAAUUUGCUCACUUGCAACACACUCCUCAAUGCCCUGGUUAGGUCCUCUUCCUCCCACUCUAUUCUCUUGUCUAGGCAAGUUUUUAAGGAUGCUCUUCAGCUUGGUGUCAAUCCUAACACCAACACCUUUAACAUAUUGAUAUAUGGGUAUUGCACUGAUAAUAAGUUCAAUGAAGCUGUUGAGUUGAUGAAUCGAAUGGGUGAGUUUAGGUGUUUCCCUGAUAAUGUCACUUAUAACACCGUGUUGGAUGCGCUAUGUAAGAGAAGUCAGUUGACCAAGGUGCGUGAUAUGUUGCUCGAAAUGAAGAAUAGCGGGUUGAUUCCGAAUAAGAACACAUAUAAUAUCUUGGUUCAUGGGUAUUGUAGGUUGAAAUGGUUGAAGGAAGCUGCCGAGGUUAUUGAGUUGAUGACGCGGAAUGAUAUGUUGCCGGAUAUUUGGACUUAUAAUACAAUGAUUAGGGGUUUGUGUGAUGAAGGGAAGAUUGAUGAGGCGAUUAAGCUUAGAGAUGAGAUGGAGAAUUUGAAAUUGAUUCCGGAUGUUGUUACUUAUAAUACUUUGAUUGAUGGAUGUUUUGAGCAUCGGGGCAGUACGGAGGCAUUUGAGUUAGUUGAGGAAAUGAAGGUAAAGGGAGUCAAGCCAAAUGCAGUGACUCACAAUAUAAUGGUUAAGUGGUUCUGUAAGGAAAGUAAGAUCGAUGAAGCAAGCAAUAUCAUAGUGAAGAUGGUGGAAAGUGGGUUUUCUCCUGACUGUUUUACUUAUAAUACUAUGAUUAACGGUUAUUGUAAAGCGGGAAAGUUGGGAGAAGCAUUUAGGAUGAUGGAUGAAAUGGGAAGGAAAGGAUUGAAAACAGAUAUUUUUACUCUUAACACCAUAAUACACACUUUGUGCUUGGAGAAGAAGCUUGAAGAGGCGUACGGGUUAGCUGUAAAGGCCGGGAAGCGAGGUUAUAUUCUUGACGAGGUAACCUAUGGAACUCUAAUCAUGGGAUACUUUAAGGAUGAACAAGAAAAUAAAGCUUUGAAGCUUUGGCAUGAGAUGAAGGAGAAGGGGAUUGUUCCUAGUGUUGUUACUUAUAGCACUGUAAUCAGAGGGCUAUGCCUGUCUGGAAAAACUGGUCAAGCCAUAGAUAAAUUGAAUGAGCUUUUAGAGAAGGGUUUAGUCCCCGAUGAAGCUACAUAUAACAUAAUUAUUCAUGGUUACUGCUGGGAGGGAAUGGUAGAGAAAGCAUUUCAGUUCCAUAACAAAAUGGUAGAGAACUCAUUCAAACCAGAUAUCUUUACAUGUAACAUUCUUCUUCGAGGACUUUGCAGAGAGGGCAUGUUGGAGAAGGCUCUUAAACUUUUUAACACAUGGAUAUCUAAAGGGAAGCCCAUUGACGUAGUUACAUACAACACAUUGAUAUCCUCCCUUUGCAAAGAAGGGAGACUUGAGGAUGCGUUUGAUCUUAUGACUGAAAUGGAGGCUAAAAAAUUGGGGCAUGACCGGUAUACUUAUAAUGCCAUCAUUAGUGCACUUACUCAUGCUGGUAGAGCUGAGGAAGCAGAGAAGUUGAGGUCAAAACUUGUAGAGACAGGGCAAGAUGUGAAAACUCAUGACACUUCCCAAGAGCUUGGUUCAGGUGAUAUGAUGUACUCAGAGCAAAUAAGUAAUUUGUGUACUCAAGGGAAGUACAAGGAGGCAAUGAAACUAUUUCAAGAGACGGAGCAGAAAGGAGUUAGUUUAAAUAAAUAUACAUAUAUCAAGCUAAUGGAUGGGCUCUUGAAGAGGCGAAAAAGCAUAUCGAAGGUUGCUUGAUCAGACUGACACAAUAAGUUGGCUAGGUAUUUAUUUUGGCAUUUGGAUUUAUGAUGCCCAUAAUGCUGAAUCAUGCUGUAGAGGUGGUGUUGUGAUGGCAUUUAAUGAUUUUAUUAUGACCCACUACAUAAACAACGUACCAGAAGAAGACAAACUUGUUGAUGUGGAAGAGCAAGAAGAAAGUGAUGCCGAGGCGAAAUCUGAACAAGGAGAAGAUGGAAGUUCAAGACAUGAUGACUUUGACAGUGCAGAAGAUAGUAUAUAUAAACCACCCCCAAAUGGCGACAUUGACACAGUAGAGGCUUGAUGUCAUGGUAGGAAUAAAGGUAAAGAGCUUGCAUGUGAGAUUUUGAGGUGCCUCCUAGUACACCUAAAACGUUCCAUAAUAAAGCAAACAAAACAACAAUUGGUAUCAAUCCAGAAAAAAGAAUAGAAGAGAGCACACAUCAAGGCCAGUCAGACCUACUAGACCUGAAGGUGGUGUUAACCCAUUGGGGGAUGAAUACGAGUAAGUUUGUCAGCCUAGUUGACUUUGAUGAGGAGGAUACUGCUACGACUGAGAAAUACCCUCAGUUUAAGGAUGAAUAUAAGUAUGGGGAUGUUGUUAUUGACUUCGAGAUGGAGUGCAACAGUUUAGGGGUGUUUAAAAGUGCCGUGAAGGACUGCAAAUGGCAAAUAUAUUUGGUGAAAAAAGGGUAAUGGUCAGAGCAAGAUACAUUCUCGCCUGUGCAGCUAUCAUUAUUCAUCUGUUCUCAGUUAAAAGGAUUUUUUGGGAGAGGUUUACUCACUUAAUGUGAUCUUCCGCCUCGAAAGGAUUAGUCUUCAGCUGGAAGAUACCUAUGGAAACAAAAAUAAAUAAAAAUUGCUUUACUCGUUAAAAUUCCAUGUAUAAACUUUGAGCUCCAUUGCAAAUUUAACUGAUCCAACCAGCUUCUCAGGUUAUAAAGCAGAUGUUAAAAUGGGAAAUCUGGCUCCCAAAACAGAGUUUGAUAUUUCCUCAACCUUUUAUGGGUGAGAAAUAAUUGUAGAAUUUUCUUUCAUUAAAUGAUGAUUUU